Coniophora puteana RWD-64-598 SS2 is the source of this 1392-nucleotide messenger RNA. RefSeq names its product ornithine-oxo-acid aminotransferase. The transcript is spliced from 10 exons. The record is from RefSeq and is a predicted model, not a curated record. Bases 1 to 1392 code for a protein of 463 amino acids. Gene Ontology annotation, molecular function: pyridoxal phosphate binding; L-ornithine transaminase activity; identical protein binding. NCBI's taxonomy places the organism in Eukaryota, Fungi, Basidiomycota, Agaricomycetes, Boletales, Coniophoraceae. Gene Ontology annotation, cellular component: cytoplasm.
AUGGCACCUGCUGUCCUCAACCAGAUCACCGGCAACGGCGCGGGAUCGACGAAAAACGACGCUGAGCCACGCCUCACCUCUGCCGACGUUGUGCACAAGGAGCACGAGUACGGCGCACACAACUACCACCCGCUGCCUGUCGUAUUUGACGUCGGAAAGGGGGCCAAGGUAUGGGAUCCGGAAGGGAGAGAAUACAUUGAUAUGCUGUCGGCGUACUCCGCUGUGAACCAGGGCCACUGCCACCCCAAGAUAGUUGGCGCGCUCGUCGAGCAGGCGCAGAAGCUCACGCUCUCGUCGCGUGCCUUCUACAACUCUGUUUUCGGACAGUAUGCACAGAUGAUUACGGAGAUGUUCGGUUAUGAGAGUGUCCUGCCGAUGAACACAGGCGCGGAAGCGGUCGAGACCGCCGUCAAGCUCGCACGCAAGUGGGGGUACGUCAAGAAGGGUGUUCCCGAGGGCAAGGCGAUCGUGCUCAGUGUCGAGGGCAACUUCCACGGCCGCACGCUUGGUGUUAUCAGCAUGAGUACCGACCCAGAGAGCCGGACUGGCUUCGGACCCUACCUCGAGAACGUGGGGCCGACGUUCCAAGACAACGGGAACUUGCGCACGAUCCGCUUUGGCGAGGCUGCGGACCUGGAGCGUGCGCUCGAGCUGCACGGGAAGCAUGUCGCUGGUUUCCUUGUCGAGCCCAUCCAGGGCGAGGCCGGCAUCGUGGUCCCGCCCGCCGGGUACCUCGCCAAGGUCAGGGAACUGUGCACGAAGCAUAAUGUUCUCCUCAUCUGUGACGAGAUUCAGACUGGUCUCUGCCGAACUGGCAAGAUGAUGGCGUUCGAGCACGAGAACAUCCGUCCGGAUGUCGUCUUGCUCGGCAAGGCGCUCUCAGGAGGAGUCUACCCUGUCUCCGCCGUCCUCGCCGACAAAGAGAUCAUGCACUGCAUCAAGCCCGGCGAACACGGCAGCACGUACGGCGGCAACCCACUCGGCUGCGCGGUGGCCAUGGCGGCCCUCCGUGUGCUCGUGGACGAGAACCUGGCGGAGCGUGCGCGUGUGCUGGGCGAGAAGUUCCGGUCGGGCAUUGAGGCGUUCAACUCGCCGUUCGUCAAGACCGUGCGCGGGCGCGGUCUGUUCAACGCGGUCGUCAUUGACGAGUCGCAGAGCGGCAAGGGCCGUACCGCAUGGCAGUUCUGUCUUCUGCUCAAGAGCCGGGGUGUCCUUGCGAAGCCGACGCAUGUCAACACGAUCCGAUUUGCACCUCCGCUGGUCAUCUCGGAGGAGGAGCUGGCUAAGGGCAUCAGCAUCAUUGGCGAGUGCCUGAAGGAUUUCGAUCAGCUUGAUGACAUCCCGGGUGACGUCGACAGCGAGAAGGGUUUCCAGGAGCACAUCUCUAACUGA